GCCCUACGGUUGAUGAUGUUUGUGCGCAAUUGAAAUGAAUACAUCGGACAGUAUUCUGAGUUGACGUCUGAGUUGCGAUCUUUAUAUAUACACAAUCUAUGGUUGCGACACCGCUGAGUUGAACAAGCAGUGGCAGUCCAAACUUCAUAACUCAGAAUGGAGAGCCUCGAAACUGCAGCCAAAAUGGAAUUGUCAACAAACUUUUCCCAGGUUCUGUUUCAGGAAAUCCCCAACUCAUAUGCAUCAAAUGUUGCCUUGACUUGCUGCUACACUCUGACAGCAGCCAUCCAACCGAAUCCCAGAGACUGGGUGGGGAUAUUCAAGGUGGGCUGGAGCACCACAAAGGAUUAUCACACAUUUGUGUGGGUAGAACCAUCAUUGGAUCUGAUAGGACAGGAGCCAGUCAGAAAACAAGUGUUUUUUACUGCAUACUACUUGCCAAAGGAUAACGCAGAGUUCUAUCAGUUCUGCUAUGUUGAUAGCAAUGGCCAAGUGAGAGGAGCCAGCACCCCCUUCUGCUUUAAAACCCCAGGGGAACAAAGCACAGACUGCAGUCUUGAAAACGACCUCUUGGUGAUCACAACUCAGGAAAUGGUAGAGCAACGUGAGAGGGAGAAAGAAGAGCUGGUCAUGGAGUUGGGGCAACUGAAAGAGCAAAAUGACACUCUGAGAAGUGCCCUGAAAGAGCAACAGCAAGAGAUUGAUCACCUCAAGCUGUCAAAAGAGGAACUAUACCAGGCAGACGGGAACAUGGAGAAGCAGCAGCAGAAUGCAAGAAAGCAUGAAGAACUGACACAGAACGCUAAACCAAUGGAUGACUCACACAGAGGGCAGGAGGAACAGGUGGAGCAAAGUGAGAGGGAGAAAGAAGAGCUGACCAUGGAGUUGGGGCAACUGAAAGAACAAAAUGAGACUCUGACAUGUGCCUUAAAGGAUCAGCAGCAAGAGGUUGACCGCCUCAAGGAAUCGACAGAGAAACUGGUACAGUUAGUGAGCAAACUGGAGCAACAGCAACAGAAUACUAGAGAGCAUGAAGAACUGACACAGAAUGCCAAAUCAAUGGAUGAAUCACAGAGAGGACAGAAGUCUCUGACCCCCAUUCAUGAAAAAUAUUUGGGGAAUUUAGUGUCAAAACAUGUGACAGCUUCUCUGACCCCUAUUUGUGAGAAAUAUGAAAGAGCGUUGAUCAAGAUCAAACAGCUAAAGAAAGAGCGAGAGGAGUUAAGAGGAAAGGUUGAGGUCCAAAGUGUGGAGAUGGCACAGCUGAGCCCAAGGCUCAAAGAAUCUGAGCGAGAGUCACACAGACUGAAGGCUCACAUUCAGCUUUUACAGGUGGAUCUCCAGAGCAGUGAGAAAGAGAAGAAAUGUUCUGCCCUAAAGGAGCAACAGCAAGAGUCUCUGACCCCUAUUCAUGAAAAAUAUUUGGUGAAUUUAGUGUCAAAACAUGUGACAGCUUCUCUGACGAAUAUUUGUGAGAAAUAUGAACGAGCGUUGAUCAAGAUCAAACAGCUGAAGACGGAGCGAGAGGAGUUGAAAGGAAAGGUUGAGGUCCAAAGUGUGGAGAUGGCACAGCUGAGCCCAAGGCUCAAAGAAUCUGAGCAGGAGUCCCACAGACUGAAGGAUCAUAUUCAGCUUCUACAGGUGGAUCUCCAGAGCAGUGAGAAAGAGAAGGAGAAGCUUUCUGCAGCGCUGCACAGAGGGUGUGGUGUUACACAUGAUCUAGAGGACCUGAAGACUGAGAACAAGGCCUUACGCAGAAGCCUGUCAGAGCAGGAACAGCAGCCACUGCAGAUGGUGGACAGUGAUUUGAAGGUGCAAUACCAAGCCCUUCUUGGCCAGCUGCAGGAGGCUCGGACACAGUUGCGUAAGGAGCUGCAGGCUUCCAACAAUACCCGCAAACGUGCAGAGCAAGCAGAAAGGGAACUGAAGGAGGUCAAGGAGUGCAUGGAGAGCACGGCCAUGACGUCUGAUCAGAUGAAGCAGAAGAGCAGCAAACUAGAGAUGCAACUUUCAGAGUUACACGGAAUCAUUGAGGAGAAAGAAAACAUGGCAGAGAUCGCUAAAGUAGAGAAAGAGGAGUUGUCCAGAGAAAAUCAGGAUCUCAAAAGAGAUAUUGAAAGACUUCGCAAGGAAUUUGAUGACGUCCAGGCUGCUCAAGUGCCCAUGCAGCAUCCCAACCCGUAUGGCUCUUCAAUGUACCCCACCCCCACUCAGGAGCAGCAGCAAGAUGCACUGGAUGACUCUCUCCACUUUGGGAACCCAUAUGAAACCCCAGGCACUGCUAUAAACCUGGAGGAAGAGUUGUCCUUGGAGUGUCGUCACUGCCAUGAAUCCUUCCCCGGCAUCACCCAGGAUGAGCUGGAGCUGCAUGAGCAAAGCCACAGAGUGUGCCCCUUCUGCACCCUUAUCUGUGACGGAAUGGCGCAGGCUUUAUAUGAAGACCACGUCUACAGCCAUGAGGUGUAGAGAUGCCACUUCCUCACAACCCGGAGAGUUGCUGUGAGUUGACUACUCAUUAAAGAAAGCUGAUACUCUACUAAUUAUUUUUGUAAGAGGGGGGGGGGACAAAUAAAUAUGGGCUAACAACCCAUCCAGGACAUUAUAUAUAAACCAACAUUUAUAGUCCCCUGUUCAUUACUGUAAAUGUCCUCUUACCUGGUAAAAUAAGGUUUAAGAAUUAAAUGUCCGGUAAAUCCGUAGCUAAUUGAUUUUGCCUGAAAUGUGUCAUACUAUAUCUGAUAUUUGUUUGAUGGCACUUAAGACUGUCCAUUCUUAAUUUUGGUCUUGGAAUAGAGAUUUGCCUCCAUUGCUGGGUGAUAGGAAUGUAUUGCAUUGCUAUUUAAUGGUUUCCUAUGUUUACUCUGUUAUAAUCUCUGCUGAACUAUGUUUACUUUGGAUAAUUGCACUAAACUGACUUUCUCCCCUUAAAGCUGCUGAUAAUAUGUAUACAUAACGUGUUGCAUAAUAGAGUAAAAUGAUUAAUGGUCAAAUGAUGCCCUCUGAUAAUGUAACAGUUGAAAUGGGAUUCAUGUGGGAAGCAACAAAUAAAGUUUUCUUCACAGUUGUGUUAA
Coregonus clupeaformis (lake whitefish) is the source of this 3071-nucleotide messenger RNA. RefSeq names its product calcium-binding and coiled-coil domain-containing protein 2-like. The coding region runs from base 157 to 2466 and encodes 769 amino acids. Lineage: Eukaryota; Metazoa; Chordata; Actinopteri; Salmoniformes; Salmonidae. The record is from RefSeq and is a predicted model, not a curated record. The transcript has 21 exons.